This is a messenger RNA of Chelonus insularis, 1280 nucleotides long. It is a transcript of the gene Vha13, whose product is annotated as V-type proton ATPase subunit Vha13. The transcript has 3 exons. The coding region runs from base 106 to 462 and encodes 118 amino acids. Gene Ontology annotation, cellular component: vacuolar proton-transporting V-type ATPase complex. Gene Ontology annotation, biological process: proton transmembrane transport. NCBI's taxonomy places the organism in Eukaryota, Metazoa, Arthropoda, Insecta, Hymenoptera, Braconidae. The record is from RefSeq and is a predicted model, not a curated record. Gene Ontology annotation, molecular function: proton-transporting ATPase activity, rotational mechanism.
AGACAGCGCCACUACGAUUCCGACAACAACAAGAAGAAGCUCUUACAGUCAUAUGAUCGAUUCGUGAUUAACACUGCAUAAAUUUUUUGUAAGUUCUUUGAAAAAAUGGCAAGCCAGACCCAGGGAAUUCAACAAUUAUUAGCUGCUGAAAAAAAGGCCGCUGAUAAAGUUGCUGAAGCAAGAAAACGCAAAGCACGCAGGUUGAAGCAGGCUAAAGAAGAAGCUCAAGAUGAAAUUGAAAAAUAUCGACAGGAACGAGAGAAACAGUUUAAAGAAUUUGAAGCAAAGCAUAUGGGUUCCAAAGAAGGUGUCGCAGCUCGUAUCGAAGCCGACACAAAAAUCAAAAUUGAAGAAAUGAACAAACAAGUAUCAGCUCACAAGGAUAUAGUAAUCCAAAAAAUACUAGAAUUGGUAUACAACAUCAAACCUAGUUUACACGCGAACUAUCGCGUUGAAGCUUAGAGCUACAGCAAGUCUCCAUAAAUAAUUAAUAAUAUAUUAUUAAUUAUAAAUAUCCUAUAUAUAUAUUAAAAGAAAAAAAUAUUAUAUAAGUGUAAAUUAAACAAUGUCUAUGUGUAUCUUAUAUCUCUACAAUGUUACAUUCUUGCUAAAGUGUAUUUGAAAAUAAUUAUUUACUAAUUAGCUCUAGAGUUUAGACAGUGAUACUCAAACCUUUAGAAGUAAAAUGAAAAUAUUAUCACUGUAUUUAUACGGUGAUAUAUCUAAGUCUUUUUGACAAUAAACACGAUAUUACAAAUAUCCAAAUAUCAUUGCUCUUUUGCGAGUUAUUUUCAUGAAAUAGGCUUUUAGUUUGAGAAUUACUGGUAUACUUUAAAAAUAAUUAUGUAAAAUAUUGAUAAUGAUGAUGUAUCAUCUUAAUAUAUCCAGGCCUAGAUAUAUUGAAAUGAUAUAUACAGAAUUAUAUAAAAUUAAUGUUUUAGGGUGGUGGCUAUAAAUCUCAUAAUACUAGAUUGCUACUAGGCUUCAUUCCAUAUUUCUGUAAUAUCGAGGACUAUAAAUAUUAAAAAAGAAAUCAAGUACAACCUCUCGAGAUUUUCGUAACAGCUCCCAUUUUAUUGGAAAUCUCGCGACGAUGUACGAACUUUCAUUCAAUUCACUGUACGUUUGUUCUUAUUAUAUGAAUUAAUAAUUCUCUUCAUUUAUUUUACAAAAAUUCAAAGAAAGAUUCAAACAUAUUAAAAGUGUUAAUUGUAGAGCUGAGCUGCCUGUACAGUAUUAGUGUUGAAAGUAAAAUAAAUAUGAAUAAAAUACACACCAGA